Molecule: messenger RNA, 412 nt
Organism: Symbiodinium natans
Lineage: Eukaryota; Dinophyceae; Suessiales; Symbiodiniaceae
Source: the annotation of a GenBank genome assembly
GAUUGAGGCCGCCGGCCUGCAGAGACCUCGAUACAACCAGAUCGAAGCGUCGGCCGCAUGUGCGAUGGACGAGGAGCUGCACUCCUAUCAUGCAGCACAUGGCAUCCACACGCUCGCCUACAGCCCCCUGGGAGGCUCCUACACUCCAAAGCUCCGGGAGCAGCUCCGGACGGCUGGUGCAGUAAGUAGCGUGGCCGCACGCCUCGGGCGAUCCCCGGAGCAGGUCUUGCUGCGCUACGUGGUGCAGCGAUAUGAUGCGGUGGUUCUUCCAGGCGCCUCAUCCGUGAAGCACAUGGUGGCCAACCUGGACCUUUUCCGAUUCGAGCUCUCGAAGGAAGAUGUAGAGGCGAUCUCUACAAGCACUCCCCGUGAGUGCGCAUAUCCAAUGUACCAGCCUGGGCAGAUCCCGUGA